Molecule: messenger RNA, 2910 nt
Organism: Phycomyces blakesleeanus NRRL 1555(-)
Lineage: Eukaryota; Fungi; Mucoromycota; Mucoromycetes; Mucorales; Phycomycetaceae
Exons: 50
Coding region: 1-2910 (969 amino acids)
Source: RefSeq, a predicted model, not a curated record
AUGUCAAAGCCAGUACACAGCAAAAAUGAAAUACUGAGGUCCAACACUGGUUUGACCAUCAAUCCAUCCAAAGCCUAUUCACGCUCAGAAACAAGAUAUAAACUGACAGGACUUACUAUAUUUCAAGGAGGACUUUUCAGGCAAAGUCAAGCAAUCAAGAACAGGUUUCCAUCCAGGGCCACAGGUACACCAAGACUCGAGGAGCAUAUGCUCAUUGUCUUUUGUAUGCUUCUAGUGCCUUCCGUCCAGGUCAAGCAUCAGGGAUCCGAUCAGAGUCCAUGGUUAUCAAUAUCCAUUCCAUCCAGGUCAAGCUUCAAGGUUCAGGUCAAGGUCCACGGUUAUCAAGUCAAGCUUCAAGGUUCAGGUCAAGGUCAACGGAUUCAGGUCGAGGUCCACGGUUUCAGUAUCUGUUCCAUCCAGGUCAAGCUUCAAAGCCCACGUCAAAGUCCACGGUUUCAGUAUCUGUUCCAUCCAGGUCAAGCUUCAAAGCCCACGUCAAAGUCCACGGUUUCAGUAUCUAUUCCAUCCAGGGCAAGCUUCAAGGUUCAGGUCAAGGUCAGCGGGUUCAGGUCGAGGUCCACGGUUUCAGUAUCCAAUCCAUCCAGGUCAAGCUUCAAGGUUCAGGUCAAGGUCCACGGUUAUCAGUAUCUAUUCCAUCCAGGUCAAUCUUCAAGGUUCACGUCAAGCUUCAAGGUCCAGGUCAAGGUCCACGGUUUUCAGGAAAAGCAUCAAUGUUCCGAUCUCCCAGCUAUGAUCAUAGUGUCAGCCAUCCAGGUCAAGUGUCAAGGACCCGAUUUCCCGGCAAUGGCCAUCGAUGUCAGGCGUCAAGGUUGCGAUCUUCCAGCCAAGUGUUCACUCAUCCAGGUCAAUCAACAGGAUUCUGAUCUCCCGUCCAUGGUUAUAGCCAUCGAUGUUAGGCGUCAAGGUUCCGAUCUUCCAGCCAUGUGUUCCGUCAUCCAGGUCAAUCAACAGGAUUCUGAUCUCCCGUCCAUGGUUAUAGCCAUCCAUGUCAAGCGUCCAGGUUCCGAUCUCCCAACCAUGUUUACAGCCAUCCGUGUCAAGCGUCAAGGACCCGAUCGCCCGUCCAUGGUUAUAGCCAUCCGUGUCAAGCAUCAAGAACCCGAUCCCCCGUCCAUGUCUCCGGUCAUCAAUGUGAAGCGGCAAGGACCCGAUCGCCCGUCAAUGGUUAUAGUUAUCCAGGACAAGCAUCACGGUUUCGAUCUCCCAGCUAUGGUUAUAGCCAUCCAGGUCAAGUGUCAAGGACCCGAUCGCCCGGCCAUUGCCAUCGAUGUCAGGCGUCAAGGUUCCGAUCUUCCAGCCAUGUGUUCAAUCAUCCAGGUCAAUCAACAGGAUUCUGAUCUCCCGUCCAUGUGUUCCGCCAAUCAUGUCAAGCGUCCAGGUUCCCAUCUCCCUGCCAUGGUUAUAGAUUGUUCAGUCAUCCAGGUCAAGCAUCUAGGUUCUGAUCGCCAAUCCAUGUCUCCAGUCAUCCAGGUCAAGCAUCAAGGUUCUACUCGCCCGUCAAUAUGUUGGGCCAUCCAGGUCGAGCAUCAAGGUUCCGAUCGCCCGUCCAUGGUUAUAGCCAUCCGUGUCAAGCAUCAAGGACCCGAUCGCCCGUCCAUGGUUAUAGGUAUAAAAAACAUUAUGGGUAUACACUCACUAGUUUUAUCUAUUUCUAGUGUUCAGUCGUCCAGGUCUAGCAACAAGUGUUCAGUCAUCCGGAUGAAGCGUCAAGGACCCGAUCGCACGUCCAUGGUUAUAGGUUCUGAUCUCCCAGCCAAGCCUCCAGCCAUUCAGAUCAAGCGUCAAGGACCUGAUCGCCCCUCCAUGGUCAUAAGUAUAAAACAACAUUAUGGGCAUAUACUCACUAGCUGUAAUAUACUUCUUGUGUUCAGUCUCCAGGUCAAGCAUCAAGGUUCUGGUCUCCCCGCCAUGUCUCCAGCUAUCCAGGUCAAGCAUCAAGAUUCCGAUCUCCCCGCCAUGUCUCCAGCUAUCCGGAUCAAGCAUCAAGAUUCCGAUCUCCCCGCCAUGGGUAUAGCUAUCCAAAUCAAGCAUCAAGAUUCCGAUCUCCCAGCUAUGGCUAUAGUCAUCCAGGUCAAGCAUCUAGGUUCUGAUCGCCAAUCCAUGUCUCCAGCCAUCCAGGUCAAGCAUCAAGGUUCUACUCGCCCGUCCAUGGUGUGUUCAGCCAUCCAGGUCAAGCAUCAAGGUUCCGAUCGCCCGUCAAAGAUUAUAGUUAUCCAGGUCAAGCAUCAAGGACCCUAUCGCCCGCCCAUGUCUCCAGCCAUCCAGGUCAAGCAUCAAGAUUCUGAUCGCCCGUGCAUGGCGAUAGCUAUCCAGGUCAAGCAUCAUGGUUCCGAUCGCCCGUUAAUGGUUAUAGCCAUCCGUGGCAAGCAUCAAGGACCCGAUCACCCGUCCAUGCCUCCAGCCAUUCAGAUCAAGCGUCAAGAACCUGAUCACCCCUCUAUGUUUAUAGUAUGCAAUCAUCCAGGUCAAGCAUCAAGGCUUCGAUCGCCAGCCGAUGGUUACAAGUCCAUCCAUGUCAAGCCUCAAGGUUCAGAUCGCCCGUCCAUGGUCAUAAUCUUCCAGGUCAAGCAUCAAGGUUCUUAUCUCCCCGCCAUGUCUCCAGCUAUCCAAAUCAAGCAUCAAGAUUCCGAUCUCCCCGCCAUGUCUCCAGCUAUCCAGAUCAAGCAUCAAGAUUCCGAUCUCCCCGCCAUGUCUCCAGCUAUCCAGGUCAAGCAUCAAGAUUCCGAUCUCCCCGCCAUGGGUAUAGAUAUAACAAAAAUCGAUGAGCAAUCACACUCGGCUUUAUUUAUUUCUAGUGUUGAAUCCACCAAGAUCAUGCUUCACGGAUCCGGAUUCAUGUCUACUCAUCCACGGCAAUUAUCGGGAUCCGAUUUUCAUGAAUUGUUAUAG